CCCCGGUUCCCAUUCUUCCGCCACCCUCGUGUAUAAUUUUCUUCGUUUUAACUUUUUUAUAAUCAAUUUUUUUUCACUAUUAUCGUUACUGUUGUCAUUCUUGUUCUCGCUUUCGAAACAAUCCCGAUUGCUUCAUCACUCUUCGGAUCUGAAGAAUAACCUUCUGCGAUCUCACGAAACAGAUCCAACACCGUGAAAUUUCCGAUUUAGUUUUUGACACUGUUGUUGCGCCCUAAAUCUGAGAUUUUCGAAGGAACGAAAUUGGAACCCUAAUAUAAUCACUUCUCCCUAAAACUUUUCCCGCUAUUUAGAUCCCGAUUCGAUUAUCGGUUGGUUUUGCUUGUUGUCUGGCUCUGCUUUCUAUGGUUUUUGGAUCGUUAUUGGAUUGUGAGGUAUUGGGAAAAUUGGAGAAGAUGGGGAAGGAGGCUGAGGAUGUGGAAGAGGGUGAGAUUUCGGAUACUGCUUCGGUGGAAGAGAUUUCAGCCGAGGAUUUCAAUAAGCAAGAUGUUAAGUUGUUAAAUAAUAACAAUAAGCCCAAUGGAAGUGAUGCUAGGGUUUGGGCUGUUCAUGAUCUUUACUCAAAGUACCCUACUAUAUGUCGCGGCUAUGCAUCGGGCUUGUAUAAUCUUGCUUGGGCACAGGCCGUGCAGAAUAAGCCUUUGAAUGAUAUUUUUGUGAUGGAAGUGGACUCUGAUGCCAAUGCUAACAGUAACCGCAACAGCUCCCAUCGACUGGCCUCUGUUGCUGUGAAUCCUAAGGAUGUGGUGGUGGUGGAUGUGGACAAAGAGGAAGGGGAGUUGGAGGAGGGUGAGAUCGAUGCUGAUGCGGAACCCGAAGGAGAAGCAGAGAGUGUUGUUGUGGCUGUUUCUGAUUCUGAGAAGCUUGAUGAUGUGAAGAUGGAUGUUUCUGAUUCCGAGCAGCUUGGUGCGAGGGGUGUUCUGGAGGGUGUUACCGUUGCUAAUGUGGUUGAGUCGUUUGCUCAAACUUGCAGUAAGCUGCAAAAUACCCUUCCUGAAGUGCUCUCUAGACCUGCUGGUUCUGAGAAGGAUGAUCUCGUUCGCUUGUCAUUUAAUGCUACUGAAGUGGUUUAUUCUGUGUUUUGCUCUAUGGACUCUUCGGAGAAAGAACAGAACAAGGAUAGCAUAUUAAGAUUGCUUUCUUUUGUGAAGGAUCAACAACAGGCUCAAUUAUUUUCUCCAGAGCAUGUAAAAGAGAUUCAGGGCAUGAUGACUGCAAUUGAUUCUGUUGGUGCUUUAGUAAAUAGUGAGGCUAUUGGCAAGGAGAAAGAAUUGCAGACCACUGAGAUAAAGACUCAAGAAAAUUCAGCUGUAGAAGUGCAGAUCCAUGAGAUAAAGACUCAGGAAAAUCAGGCUGUAGAAGCUGCUGAAUUGAUUUCUUAUAGUAAGCCUUUGCAUAGGGACAUAACUGGGACAUCACAGGCUUUAAAAUUUGGACAAAAUAGUAUUAAAGGCAGAGGGGUUCUGCUCCCUCUGUUAGACCUUCACAAGGAUCAUGAUGCAGACAGUUUACCAUCACCAACUCGAGAAGCACCUUCCUGCUUCCCUGUGAAUAAGUUACUUUCUGUUGGAGAGUCUAUGGUUAGAUCUGGGUCAGCAUCUGCUAAGAUGGAACUUGAUAGUGAAGGUUCUAAAUUUCAUCUAUAUGAAACUGAUGCUUUGAAAGCUGUUUCCACAUAUCAACAGAAGUUUGGUCGAAGUUCCCUUUUUACAAAUGAUAAAUUUCCAAGUCCAACUCCUUCAGGUGACUGUGAAGAUGAGGUUGUUGAUACAAUCGAGGAGGUCUCUAGUGCUUCUACUGGUGAUUUUUUAACAAGCACUAAACCAACUCUUUUGGAUCAGCCACCUGUUUCUGCUACUUCCAUGGAUAGGUCCAGCAUGCAUGGAUUCAUUAGUUCUAGAGUGGAUGCAGCAGGUCCUGGGUCUUUCCCGGUGAAAAGCUCUGCAAAGAAUAGAGAUCCCAGGCUUCGUUUCAUUAAUUCUGAUGCAAGUGCUGUGGAUAACCUGUCUACAUUGAUAAAUAAUAUGUCUAAAGUGGAAUAUUCUGGAACAACAAUCUCAAGGAAACAAAAGGCUGCUGAAGAACCUUCUUUGGAUGUUACUGUAUCAAAAAGACUAAAAAGUUCUUUGGAAAAUACUGAGCAUAAUAUGAGCGAAGUAAGAACUGGAAGUGGUGGUUGGUUGGAAGAGAAUACUGGGCCUGGAGCUCAGUUGAUAGAGAGGAAUCAUUUAAUGGACAAAUUUGGACCCGAAGCCAAAAAGACUUUGAAUACAGUCAGUAGUUCCUGUACUGGUUCUGAUAAUUUCAAUGCAACAAGCAUUAGAAAUGAGCAGGCACCAAUUACAGCUAGUAAUGUGCUAGCUUCCUUACCUGCUCUAUUGAAAGAAGCAUCUGUAAAUCCAAUCAUGCUUGUUAACAUACUUAGAUUAGCUGAAGCCCAGAAGAAAUCUGCUGAUUCUGCUGCAAUUAUGCUGCUGCAUCCAACAAGCUCAAAUCCGGCAAUGGGAACAGACUCAACAGCGAGUAUUGGUUCAUCAAUGGCCACUGGUCUUCUUCAAAGUUCUGUUGGAAUGCUUCCUGUUUCAUCACAAUCAACUUCCACGGCACAAACCCUACAAGAUGAUUCAGGAAAGAUUCGCAUGAAACCCCGUGAUCCACGGCGCAUUCUCCACACUAAUAAUACUAUCCAGAAGAGUGGGGACUUGGGGAAUGAGCAAUUCAAAGCCAUUGUAUCCCCUGUGUCUAACAACCAGAGAACAGGGGACAAUGUCAAUGCCCCGAAGCUUGAGGGUAGGGUGGAUAAUAAAUUAGUGCCUACUCAAUCAAGUGCACAACCUGAUAUUGCUCGACAAUUCACCCGGAAUCUGAAAAACAUUGCUGAUAUUAUGUCUGUUUCCCAAGAAUCAUCAACUCACACUCCUGUUUCUCAAAAUUUUUCUUCUGCAUCUGUUCCGCUUACUUCAGAUAGAGGGGAACAAAAAUCCGUUGUGUCAAGCUCUCAGAACCUGCAGGCUGACAUGGCAUCUGCUCACGAAACAGCUGCAUCAGUUACCUCUCGAUCCCAGAGUACAUGGGGAGAUGUUGAGCAUCUUUUUGAAGGUUAUGACGAGCAGCAGAAGGCUGCUAUACAGAGAGAGAGGGCCAGGAGGAUUGAAGAACAGAAUAAAAUGUUUGCUGCUCGGAAAUUGUGCCUUGUAUUGGACCUAGACCACACGCUACUUAAUUCUGCCAAGUUUGUGGAAGUUGAUCCCCUGCACGAUGAGAUAUUGAGAAAGAAAGAAGAGCAGGACCGUGAGAAACCUCACAGACAUCUUUUUCGCUUUCCUCAUAUGGGAAUGUGGACUAAACUCAGACCAGGAAUCUGGAACUUCUUGGAGAAGGCUAGUAAGCUCUAUGAGUUGCAUCUUUACACUAUGGGAAACAAGCUAUAUGCGACAGAAAUGGCAAAGGUGCUUGAUCCAAAGGGAGUUUUGUUUGCUGGAAGAGUUAUCUCUAGAGGUGAUGAUACUGAUUCAGUUGAUGGUGAGGAGAGGGUUCCCAAAAGCAAAGAUUUGGAAGGCGUUUUGGGUAUGGAAUCAUCUGUUGUAAUUAUAGAUGAUUCUGUGAGGGUCUGGCCUCAUAACAAACUGAACCUGAUAGUGGUGGAAAGGUAUACAUACUUCCCCUGUAGUAGACGUCAGUUUGGACUGCCUGGCCCUUCCCUUCUUGAGAUUGAUCAUGAUGAGAGACCUGAAGCUGGAACUCUGGCAUCCUCUUUGGCAGUUAUUGAGAAAAUACACCAAAUCUUUUUUGCCUCUCAAUCCUUAGAAGAAGUGGAUGUCAGAAAUAUACUUGCAUCAGAACAGAGAAAAAUCUUAGCUGGUUGUCGCAUAGUAUUUAGCAGGGUAUUUCCUGUUGGUGAAGCAAAUCCUCACCUUCAUCCAUUGUGGCAGACAGCUGAACAAUUUGGUGCUGUUUGCACCAACCAGAUUGAUGAACAGGUUACUCACGUAGUUGCAAAUUCCCCUGGGACUGAUAAGGUGAAUUGGGCUCUUAACAACGGAAGAUUUGUUGUCCAUCCUGGCUGGGUGGAAGCAUCAGCAUUGCUGUAUAGGAGGGCGAAUGAGCAAGAUUUUGCCAUUAAACCUUAAAAAAAACUGACCUAAUUCUUUUUCAUAAACUAAAACAUGUGAAAACAUAAAUCAAGAAUCACAUUGAUUUUGGGGGCGUGAAACCAUUCGAUCAGAACUGGUCAGCAGAGAUAGUUUUAGUUCAUGAUGACUGUGUCCAUUGGAGAUGGGUGAUUGGGGAGUGUAUGUAAUUUUACCAAGAUGACUGACCAGUUGUUGAGGAGUUAAAUGGAGGACAGUGAGUGCUGCAGGGCGUGACAGGGCUUGACAGAAUUGGUUGACUGCUUUUAGGGGCUAGGUGAGUGAUAUCGUGGGGGUGACUUUUGUUAGUAGCUCCCAGUAAAUUUUGCUUGGGAUUGUAUUGGGAGUGGAAUUUAUUUCUGUUGCUGACAAAGGACAGUUAAAGACCUCAGCAUUAGAGAAGAGUUAAAAUGUGGAGGAACCCGGCCUGAGGGAGGUAUUGACUGAAACGAACCUAAUUUGUUAGAACUUGAGUCCAAGGAGAAGUGGGUGCCAGAACAGUCGAGUCAGUUUGGAAAUGGGUUCAUGGCCCCGGCAAAAUGAAUUUCUGAUAGACGAAUUUCUAUGUCAAUGCGUCACUGAAAAGCAUUUGGGGGUUUAAAUUAAUCACCAUUCACUCUACUACCUUCCCCAAAACAAUAAAGCUUGGCAGGGAGGGGGACAGGAUAGAAAAUGAAAGGAAGCAUGUCUAACCAUGCUUUAUAGUCUAAACCUCUUGGUUGCUUUUACCAUCAAUUCAUGCGGAUUGCGUUGCUUUACAAUUACAACAACCCAAUUGGAAAAUCUUGAGAAUUUGUAAAAACGGCAAACUAAUUCAUGAUGCCAGUUUUGGAUAUAAAGCCUUUGUAACCAAAAUAGAAAAAGAAGAAAAAAGUAUGUGCUCUAUCAUAUACCCAAGAAUAAUGGUAAUGAGAUUCUUGUGCACUACCGGAAAAGGACCACACCAAUUAUACCCUCGAGUUGUAGUCAUGUUGUCUUGCCUGUUCAAUUUGGGCAACAUUAAUGAAUCCUAGAUUGCUGUCUGGGUCUCGUAGUUGACAUCUGUGUCAUGCUCUUGCAGUGAUUAGAAUCCUAUUGGUCGACGUUUUUUAGAGAAAAUCCGUCAUUAUUUCCCAAUAAA
Messenger RNA from Glycine soja, 5268 nucleotides. Its product is annotated as RNA polymerase II C-terminal domain phosphatase-like 3. The transcript is spliced from 12 exons. Gene Ontology annotation, cellular component: nucleus. Gene Ontology annotation, molecular function: RNA polymerase II CTD heptapeptide repeat phosphatase activity. The record is from RefSeq and is a predicted model, not a curated record. NCBI's taxonomy places the organism in Eukaryota, Viridiplantae, Streptophyta, Magnoliopsida, Fabales, Fabaceae. Bases 363 to 4148 code for a protein of 1261 amino acids.